This is a messenger RNA of Branchiostoma belcheri (Belcher's lancelet), 1830 nucleotides long. Its product is annotated as putative malate dehydrogenase 1B. The transcript has 7 exons. Gene Ontology annotation, molecular function: L-malate dehydrogenase (NAD+) activity. The record is from RefSeq and is a predicted model, not a curated record. NCBI's taxonomy places the organism in Eukaryota, Metazoa, Chordata, Leptocardii, Amphioxiformes, Branchiostomatidae. Gene Ontology annotation, biological process: oxaloacetate metabolic process; malate metabolic process; tricarboxylic acid cycle. The coding region runs from base 86 to 1651 and encodes 521 amino acids.
UCUGCAAAGUCUGCCCUGAGUUCGAGAUUACCCCACGUACCUGGGAACGAGUUGCCUAGUAACCGUAGUGUACACGGUGAACAAGAUGGCGAAGUUUGUCAUUGCAGGUGAGGCUAACUGCCCCUACUAUGCCAAGGUGGAGUUGCUGGCUGACAGUUUACAGGCAAAACUACCAGACUUCCAUGUGCACAAAAUAGUCAAGACUCCAGAGGAAUGGAAGCCCUGGCUACAACAGCUGAGUACAGAAAAUGGCUGGUCCCAUGCCAGAUCCCCCAUCGUCUGGAGAGAACUGGUGGACAGGGGUGGGAAAGGUCUACUCAUCGGUGGACACAAUGACUUCAUGGAGUAUGCAAGGUCGUACUAUGGCAUGACAUCGGACAUGCUGAGUCAGAUGAUGAAGAACAUCGCGGCGGAGAAUCUCGCUGUCACGAAGGAGCUCCGAGAAGAGGAGGAAACCAUCCGGAGACAGAGCAAACCGCUUCACGUCUGCGUCGUCAACGCGGCGCGAUCCCCCGCCUACCACGUGCUGCCGUCUCUCGUGAACGGCGAGAUAUUACGCGAGGAAGAAAUCGCCCUGCACCUGUACGAUUCCACCGAGAACUUGGAGACACUGAAAGGCCUGGAGAUGGAGGUUUUCGACCUCUCCUACCCCUUCCUGAAGGAAGUAUCAGUGACAACAGACCUCCCCACAGCCUUCCAGAAUGCACACAUCGCCAUCGUUUUUGACGAUUUUGACCAAGGCGGAAAGGAAGACGCUAUCGGUGAUAUGGAGGCAAAAGUCUCGUUCUAUAAAUGUGUUGCCGAGGCAAUUAAUCAAACUGCAAACAAAGACAUUCGAGUGCUGGUAGCGGGCACAGGGCCUUUGAACUCAUUGGCCAGUAUCCUUAUUGACCACACCCCGUCCAUUCCGAGACAGAACAUCGCAGCUGUGGCACAGGUGAAAGAGAGGCAGGCUAAGUCGCUGCUGGCAAAGCGACUGGCGGUGAAUUCUGCCGGAGUCUGUGACGUGAUUGUGUGGGGGAACGUCGGAGGCACCACGUAUACAGACGUGUCGCGAGCGAGAGUGCAUGGGUAUGAUGGAGCUAUCUGGGGACCGCCAAGCUACUCCUGCUCAGUGUCAGAAAUGGUCCAUGACAACAAGUGGCUGGAGGGGGAGUUCCUGGAACAGCUGCAGAGUCGCUCCAACACUACCCAGGAUUCCCUGCAACACCCCGCAGACCUCUCCAUGGCCGCCGCCAUCUCCAACACCCUCAGCUAUUGGUGGAAUGGCUCGCCCGAGGGACAGCUUUUCUCAUUGGCUGUGUGCUCAGAGGGUUACUACAAUAUCCCAGAGGGCGUGGUCUUCUCCUUCCCGGUCAUAUUUCACAAAGGCUCAUGGGAAGUGGUUCAGGACAUUGACAUGAAUGAGGACAUGAGGGUCAUGCUGUCCAGCAUCACAGCGCAACUUGUGGAGGAAAAGGAUCUCCUCCUACACCCAACCAACGCUAACCACGAGAAGCUACUGAAGGUGUUUGGAGUUACCCCGGACGUUUCUUCACAGCCUUCCUCCGUCAAACUAGACAAAAUCAUGGAGGAGACGGAGAAAUCUUCAUCUGAGGAAACACCUGAGGUUACUGCUGUUAGUGCUGGAGAGGAGGCAACAACAAGUUAAACUUGAAGUUAAAGGGCAGGCAACCAAUGCAAUUUCCAGGCGACAAAACUGGAUUUUUUAGUCAAUUCUCAGUCAUUCUUAGUUAAAGUGGAAUCAACCCUAUCCCAUAGCAGACUGAUAUCUGUGAGGCAAAAAUGUGAUGUCACUGACGAAUGACAGUUGCUUGUUUUGUAUCAUAG